Lynx canadensis (Canada lynx) is the source of this 1171-nucleotide messenger RNA. RefSeq names its product regulator of cell cycle (gene RGCC). Gene Ontology annotation, biological process: regulation of cell cycle. Gene Ontology annotation, cellular component: cytoplasm. Gene Ontology annotation, molecular function: protein kinase binding; protein kinase activator activity. The record is from RefSeq and is a predicted model, not a curated record. The transcript is spliced from 4 exons. The coding region runs from base 341 to 784 and encodes 147 amino acids. NCBI's taxonomy places the organism in Eukaryota, Metazoa, Chordata, Mammalia, Carnivora, Felidae.
GCGGGUUCAGCUGCCUUCCCCGCGCCGGGCUGGGGCCACUUAACGGGCGCAGCCUGACCCCGUCUUGCCACCGCUUACCCGUUCGCACGCGCCCCCGAGGGACGAACGUGGGCACAAGUACCCUACAGUGUGUGGGAAAGAGUUCGGCCGCGUGGAUUGGCUGGGUGACCUUUGGUCUGCAGCUUCAUUCAGCGGAGGCUCAGUUUCCCCAUCUCUAAAACGGGCACGAUUCAUACCACCGCCUCAGGGGCUGGUUUAGAGUAUGAAAAGAUAAGCAACGGGCAGUGACAGCGUGGCUGUCACUCGGCAGGCGCGCGCUGAAUGUUAGUCAUCUUGGGGAAUGGUGGCGGCCCCCUCCAGGCCCGGGGACGGGAUAGCCGUCCCGCCCCGGCACCUGAGUCCGUCAUCCCUGUCCCUAGCCCCGGCCUUGGACUCGGCGGCCGCCGGGGACCUGACGGAUGCGCUGUGCGAGUUUGACGCGGUGCUGGCCGACUUCGCGUCGCCCUUCCACGAGCGCCACUUCCACUACGAGGAGCACCUGGAGCGCAUGAAGCGGCGGAGCAGCGCCAGCGUGAGCGACAGCAGCGGCUUCAGCGACUCCGACAGUGCAGAUUCGCUCUAUAGGAACAGCUUCAGCUUCAGUGAUGAAAAACUGAAUUCUCCAACAGACGCUGCUCCAGCUCUUCUCUCCCCCACCGUCCCUCCUCGGAAAGCUAAACUAGGAGACACGAAAGAGCUAGAAGACUUUAUUGCUGAUCUUGACAGAACAUUAGCGAGUAUGUGAAACAAGGAGAAGUUCUGGGUCCUUUCAUCCUAAGGGAGAAGCUUCGGAAAGCUCCGAGGACCCUGGUAAACUCAGCUACGGAAUUUGCUGCCAGAGCAGACAGAGAUGAGAACUCACCUACCAGCAGGCCAUUCUCAGACUCGUUCUGAAACCAGCCUUUGAUCAUCUCUGGGCAAUUUAGAGAGUGAAACUGACUUUGUUGACCAGCUUGCAGCAUAUUAGAACAGAUGACCCAUGCUAAUAUUGUAUUUUCUCUCAAAACAUAGCUUUCCUGUAAUUUAAAGUGCAUUUAUGGAGAUAUUUGUAAUUAAUUAUAUAUAGUUGGAAACAGUAAUAUGCUUUUCCCAGUAUAUUUUUGUAUGCAAAUAAAAUUUGAACUGGAGUCUG